Messenger RNA from Electrophorus electricus (electric eel), 3683 nucleotides. NCBI's taxonomy places the organism in Eukaryota, Metazoa, Chordata, Actinopteri, Gymnotiformes, Gymnotidae. The record is from RefSeq and is a predicted model, not a curated record.
AGCCCGGAGUUUCACCGCACUCUUCGCUGUCAUAGGCUGCCUGAUACGACUUAUCAUUGGCUCGUUGUGCACACUCUGCUGUUGCGCUGUGGCGCGUACUUGACAUUGAUUUCAAUUCAUGGAGUUGGAUGAUAAACUGUGAAUGAUUGGUGUGAAUGGGGGGGAGAAUCUGUGGCUAAUUAAAAGGGCAGAUGUGAGGAUGACAUUUGGACUGUAGUGUAUUUUGGAUUGAGGACAGCUGAUGUUCGUUUACAGUACCGUGCUCCCUCGUGCGUUUUGAUGAGGUUUUUGGAUUUCUACCAUCCGCGGCGUUUCAGUUAUCAUUAAGUUAAUUGCGUUGGACUGUCGGCCAAAAAUAUGCAUUUGUUUGUUGUUUUUAUGUUGUCAACUUUUGUUGUGUGUGAAACAUUGUCCUCUCGGAGCGUUUUUACCAAUCACUGGGCUGUACGAAUCAUAGGAGGACCUAAAGAAGCUGAUAAACUUGCUUCAAAAUAUGGCUUCACAAAUUUGGGUCAGAUUGGUGGUCUGGAAGACCAUUACCAUUUCCAUCACAGUCGCGUUGUGCGUAGGUCCACCUUUGCUGCCAGGGGUGCCCACAGCUUCAUCCACAUGGACCCCAAGGUGGGCUGGAUCCAGCAGCAGAUCGUAAAGUCUCGCGUGAAGCGAUAUGCCCGCAGUGACCCAGACUUCAUCUACUUCAAUGACCCCAAGUGGUCCAAAUUGUGGUAUAUUCACAGCGGGGAUAAAACCAGCCAAUGCCGUUCUGAAAUGAACAUCCUGGCAGCCUGGCAGCGGGGCUACACGGGGCGAAAUGUUGUCGUCACCAUCCUUGACGAUGGGAUAGAGAGGAACCACCCUGAUCUAGCCCAGAACUAUGACCAGCUAGCCAGCUACGAUUUCAACGGCAACGACCAUGACCCAACACCAAGAUAUGACUCCAGCAACGAAAACAAGCAUGGGACGCGAUGCGCAGGGGAGGUUGCUGCUGUAGCCAACAACUCACACUGCGUUGUGGGCAUCGCCUACAACGCCCGAAUCGGAGGCAUUCGGAUGCUGGAUGGGGAUGUGACUGAUGUGGUCGAGGCAAAGUCUUUAGGUAUUCGGCCGGACUACAUUGACAUAUAUAGUGCCAGCUGGGGCCCUGAUGACGAUGGCAAGACCGUGGAUGGCCCAGGCCCCUUGGCCAAACAAGCUUUUGAAGUGGGCAUUAAAAAGGGUCGCAAGGGCCUGGGCUCCAUCUUCGUGUGGGCAUCAGGGAACGGCGGGCGCCAGGGCGACCACUGUUCAUGCGACGGAUACACCAACAGCAUCUACACCAUCUCUGUGAGCAGCAGCACGGAGAAUGGCAACAAGCCCUGGUACCUGGAAGUGUGCUCCUCAACCCUGGCCACCACCUACAGCAGUGGAGAAUUCUACGACCGCAAAAUAGUUACCACGGACCUGCGUCAGCGCUGUACAGACGGUCACACGGGGACGUCCGUGUCUGCGCCCAUGGUGGCUGGAGUCAUCGCCCUAACGCUGGAGGCCAAUCGCUUAAUAACUUGGAGGGAUGUGCAGCACCUUUUGGUAAAGACGUCAAGGCCAGUUCACCUGCAAGCUAAUGACUGGAAGACCAAUGCAGCAGGACACAAAGUCAGUCAUCUCUUUGGCUUUGGUUUGGUGGAUGCUGAGGCAAUGGUCAUAGAGGCCAAGAAAUGGCGAAGUGUUCCUCCUCACCACACCUGCACUAAGAUAUCGGACUGCAAAACCACGUACAUCCGGCCGGAGCAGACGCUGAACGCCACCAUCAGUAGUACGGGCUGCAGUGAGCAGCCAGAGCACCACGUGGCCUUCUUGGAGCACGUGGUGGUGCGCGUAUUCAUUGACCACCCGCGGCGCGGGGACCUGGAGAUCAGCCUUGUCUCACCGGCGGGGACCCGCUCCCAGCUGCUGUUGAAGAGACUCUUUGAUAACUCCAAUGAGGGCUUUAAGAACUGGGAGUUCAUGACGGUGCACUGUUGGGGUGAGAGGGCAGAGGGCACAUGGACGCUGGAGAUAUCCGACUCACCCUCUCAGCUCCGCAACCCAGAAGUGUUGGGUAAGAUGAAGGAAUGGACUCUUAUUUUGUAUGGCACAGCAGAGCACCCCUACCAGUCUCAUGGCUCCCACUCUCGCUCACACAUGCUGGAGGUCUCCAGUGUGCAAAGCACAGAGCCUACGCUGGGGAUUCCCCAGCCUGAAGAACAGGAAGAGGAGGAGUAUAACGGGCCGUGCCACCGUGAGUGCGGUGACCAGGGCUGUGAUGGACCUCACGCUGAGCAUUGCCUGAACUGUGUCAACUUCAGCCUGGGCAGCCUGAAGAGCGGCAGGACCUGCAUUAGCCACUGUCCACUGGGCUACUUCGAGGACGUGGAAGCCCGUAGGUGCAGGCGCUGUCACCGAGGCUGUGAGAGGUGCGUGGGCCACAGCCCGCACAACUGUCGCUCUUGCCGUAGGGGCCUGUUCUUCUAUGCCUUGGAGAGCUCCUGUGUAGCGGCCUGCCCUUCCGGAUACUUCCCAGACGAUGCUCAGAGACAUUGUCUACAGUGCCAUGAGAAGUGCAGGCACUGCCUGCAUGAGUCGGACAGAUGCACAGCCUGCAGUGAAGGCUUCAGCUUAGCCGGAAUGACCUGUGUUCCGGAGUGUGUCAAUGGGACCUUUUUUAACCUGGAGGAAAUGAAGUGUAGCCCCUGCCACAUGUCCUGCUCCACCUGCACAGGGCCAGGCAUGAAGGAGUGCAUCCACUGUGCCCAAGACUUCCUGCUCCAGGAGUGGCGGUGUGUCCGUAAAUGUGCUGCCGGAUACUACGAGUGCGAGAAAACAGAGUUCCUAAAGAGGAUGUGUUGCAAAUGUGAGGAGAACUGUGGGAACUGCCAAGGGCCUGGUGCAAGCUGCACUCAGUGCAGGAACGGCUACAACCUGGUCGACGGCACGUGUAUCGUCAGUGCCACCUGCAACAAUGAAAGCUCAGACAGGAGGCUGUCCAUGGCAUGGUCAUGUCUAAGCAGUGUGCCAGCGGAUGAGGUGUUCUGUGAGAUGGUGAAGUUCAAUCGGCUGUGUGAGAAGAAACUCUUCCGCCAGUUCUGCUGCAGAACCUGUCGACUGGCAGGAUAAAGGAUACAUGAAUAGAAAAGAGAGGAAGGCAGACUACACUUUUAUAUAGCUGUUAUCUGAUGUACAUUUUAAACCAAUUAUAUCCGUGGUUUCAAAGACAACAAACCCCUCAUCUCAAUAAACCCUGACAGGGUGCUGUUUGAUUGCCAUAAGAUAUAUUUUUAAGAUUGUCUGUUUUAUAAACCUCAUAUAGCACAUGUAUAGAUUGUUUAUUUUCACUUCAAAGAUCAUUAUGAAACAGACUGCUAGGGAUGUGACCUUAAGUAAUAAGCUUAUGGACCAACAUUCUUGCAAAUUGAUAAGCGCAUUUCCAGUACUGACCUCCUAGAAAUUAUGCAAGAUUAUUCCUUUCAAACAAUAAUGUCAUUAAACAAAUGUUGUGUAAGUCUGAAAAACUUCCAUCACUGACGUGUAUCACAAAAAAUAAUAUUAUACUGAAGGGAAGUGUACAUAUUGUACAUACUGAAGGAUUCCUCAUGUCUGUACUCCUUCCUUAUGUGGGAGUAUUCCUUAUGUAAGAAAGGCAGAAUAAACCUGUCUGUGGACGCCAA